CUAUCAGAGCCGCAGGUCCACACUCAUCACCACAACACGAGCCCUGUAAUGGCUGAGACCGAGGAAGAGACGGAAGAUGCAGCCGAGCUCAGCACAGAUGAAGAGUAUUUACCUGCUGGUGAGCGCAGUCCCAUGGCACCGCCCACACCCACAGUGCCCAAGGYCCAGAAUCCACCAAACAGGAGCAGUGAUGCUGCAGAGAACGUCUCCGACAAAGACUGCGUUCAGUGUCCCGUCUGCUUCAAGUCCUUCAAGAGCAAAUACUACCUGAAAGUCCACAACAGGCGGCACACGGGAGAGAGACCUUUUGGAUGCCUGAAGUGUGGGAAGAGGUACUUCAGGAAGGAUAACCUGGUGUUUCACCAGAGCAGGGACUGCAGCAGAGUUCUGACCUGCUCCACCUGCUCCUCCAACUUCAGCACCAAGCAGGAGCUGAGGACUCACGUGGUCUCACACACAGGACAGAUGCCCCACAAGUGCUCGACUUGCAGCGAUCAGUUCAUGUACAAGAAGAACCUGACGAUGCACGUGGUGAAGGUCCACGGUCAUCCCAAACCACAUGCAGAACGAGCGUCCCUUUGUUUGUAACGUCUGUGGCCACGCCUUCUCUCAGAAAAGCAACCUCAACUUGCACCUGAGCAUGCACAGCAAUGAGAGACCCUACCAGUGUGACCUCUGCGGGAAAACCUUCAGGACACCAGCCAGCAUGGAUCGGCACCAGCGGACGCACACGGGCGAGCGUCCCUACAGCUGCGACGUCUGUGAGAAGCGGUUCACMGAGAAAGGCGCCCUCCUUCGACACAAGGCCAGCAAGCACGAGGAGGGCCGGCCCCACGGCUGUCACAUCUGUAACAAAACAUUCAAAGUCAAGCAACAGCUGCACGUCCACCUGCGCCGACACAAAGGCAUGAGGAAGUUUGAGUGCGUCGACUGCGGCUACAAGUUCACCCGACAGGCUCACCUGCAGCGACACCUCCUCAUCCACAAGCGCACAGAGAACUACAGCCCGCGGCAGAGGAAGCUGAGAAACGUCAUCGUACAGGAAGUGGAUGGAAGUCCAGAAUCUGGCCAGGCUCCACAGACCAGAGACUCCGCCCCUGUGUCGCCCACCCCCCCACAGCCGGACUCUCCUCUGGGCCUGGACCACGGCAGCGUGGUCGGGGUGGUCGUGGAGUCCGGGGGCGGGGCAGGGAAAGCAGGCAGCGACCAAUCAGAAGGCAGAGGGUUCCUCUGAGUCUGAAACAAGUCAGCUGGUCAGGGAGGAGAACGCAGCGGACCUGGAGGAGAUCACUGAGGAUUUAUCUGAAAGUAAAACCUGACACAACUGCUCCUCGACCUCCUUUUACACYGGAUCAGUUCACACAACUGAGCCAGAACUCAGAGGAACCUGCAGCAGAACAUAAUGAACCCUGAGGCCAUCAGUGGCACCUGAUUUAAAGAUUUGAUGCAAAAUGAAAAAGUCAGAUUUGAAGUGAUUGARAUCUUCCACUCAGAGUUAUGAAAUUAUGAGGUGUGUAGAAUCAGUGAGGUGAAGUUUCUGGUGUCAUCAUGGAUGAAAAUCUGACAUGGAGGCCUCACAUAAAUUAUUAGCUGUAUUGGAGUACUGCACAAAGUAAGGCAGUUAUUAGAUGAUAAUGAUAUGUUGUAUAAUGUAAUGGUUGUUACACACUUGAUUUAUUGCGUUGAAGUUUGGGGGAAAGCAUGAAAAACAAUUAUAAACCCUAUUUUUGUUUUUACAGAAAAGAGCUGUAAGAAUGAUCACUAUAAAACACUACAGUCAC
Messenger RNA from Austrofundulus limnaeus, 1781 nucleotides. It is a transcript of the gene zbtb48, whose product is annotated as zinc finger and BTB domain containing 48. Gene Ontology annotation, biological process: negative regulation of transcription by RNA polymerase II; regulation of cytokine production; regulation of immune system process. Gene Ontology annotation, molecular function: protein binding; RNA polymerase II cis-regulatory region sequence-specific DNA binding; DNA-binding transcription repressor activity, RNA polymerase II-specific. The record is from RefSeq and is a predicted model, not a curated record. Lineage: Eukaryota; Metazoa; Chordata; Actinopteri; Cyprinodontiformes; Rivulidae. Gene Ontology annotation, cellular component: nucleoplasm.